This is a messenger RNA of Oryza brachyantha (malo sina), 2269 nucleotides long. Its product is annotated as nucleotide pyrophosphatase/phosphodiesterase-like. NCBI's taxonomy places the organism in Eukaryota, Viridiplantae, Streptophyta, Magnoliopsida, Poales, Poaceae. The transcript has 11 exons. The record is from RefSeq and is a predicted model, not a curated record. Gene Ontology annotation, molecular function: metal ion binding; acid phosphatase activity. The coding region runs from base 258 to 2123 and encodes 621 amino acids.
UGCACUCCGGUCCGGUUGACUCGCAACUGAUCGCACCCCCGAAUAUUCGGACGCGAUCACAUCGCCGCGUCGCGUCGCAUCACGCGGCCGUAGAAAAACUCCGGCGACCGCCGCCGCCCGCCGCCGGCCGCAGCUCGUUCACACGCUCGCGAGCGAAACCAAACGCAGGCUGGCUAGCUUGCGAGCUCUGGUGGUGUCCAGGAUUAAUUAGUUCAGGGUGACGACAAGAUUUGGCAGCUGCUGGGUGGGUGGUGCCAAUGCCGGGUGGGAUCCGGAUCCUCCUCGUGGUUCUCGCCGCCGUGGCGGCGGCCGGCGGGGUGGCCGCCGUGUCGGCGUUCUCCUCCUCCUCCAGGGCCGGCGAGCAGCCGCUGUCGCUCAUCGCCGUCCACCGGGCGACCAUCGGCAUCGACGCGGCCGCCUCCGUCGGAGCGUCGCCCCGGCUGCUCGGCGUUAAGGUACACGGGGAGGAUACUGCUUGGGUAACUGUUGAUUUCGCAGCUCCCCACCCGGGCGCCGGCGACUGGAUCGGAGUGUUCUCUCCUUCAAAUUUCAAUGCAUCCACAUGCCCCGGUUCUACAGACCCAGGCCCUGUGAUAUGCUCUGCACCAAUCAAGUAUCAACUUGCAAAUUAUUCGUCAAAUUAUGGCAAGUCAGGAAGAGGGACUCUCAAGUUUCAGUUGAUCAAUCAGAGGCAGGACUUCUCCUUUGCAUUGUUCACUGGAGGACUCUCAUAUCCAAAGCUUAUUGCAGUGUCAAAUAAGAUCGCAUUCGCAAACCCGAAAGCUCCGGUUUACCCUCGUCUGGCACAAGGCAAAUCCUGGAAUGAGAUGACCGUCACAUGGACAAGUGGCUACGACAUUCAAGAAGCGUAUCCCUUUGUUGAAUGGGGCAUGAAAUGGAACCCUCCUGUGCGUACAGCAGCGGGCACCGUCACUUUUGAUCGCGAAAGCUUAUGCGGAGAACCUGCCCGGACUGUUGGUUGGAGAGAUCCAGGUUUCAUACACACGGCAUUCCUGACUGAUCUGUGGCCAAAUAAAGAAUACUACUACAAGAUUGGACAUAUGCUACCUGACGGAAAAGUUGUAUGGGGCAAGUUUUACUCAUUCAGAGCACCUCCUUACCCUGGGCAAAAGUCACUGCAGCGAGUUGUUAUUUUUGGUGACAUGGGAAAGGCUGAGAGGGAUGGAAGCAACGAAUACAGCAACUACCAGCCUGGGUCACUGAACACCACUGACACACUGAUCAAGGACCUUGACAACAUCGACAUUGUGUUCCACAUCGGUGACAUUACCUAUGCCAAUGGGUACAUUUCUCAGUGGGAUCAGUUCACUCAGCAGGUCGAACCAAUCACUGCUCGAGUCCCCUACAUGCUCGCAAGUGGAAAUCAUGAACGGGACUGGCCAAACAGCGGGUCUUUCUUCAAUGGGACAGAUUCUGGAGGGGAGUGUGGGGUGCUUGCUGAGACCAUGUACUACACACCCACUGAGAACAGGGCAAACUACUGGUACUCGACGGAUUACGGGAUGUUCCGGUUCUGCGUGGCGGACAGCGAGCACGACUGGCGGGAAGGCACGGAGCAGUACGCGUUCAUCGAGCGCUGCCUCGCCACGGUGGACCGCAAGAAGCAGCCAUGGCUGGUCUUCAUCGCGCACCGCGUCCUCGGCUACUCCUCCGGCUUCUUCUACGGCGCCGGCGGCGCCUUCGCCGAGCCGACGGCGAGGCAGAGCCUGCAGGGGCUGUGGCAGAAGUACCGCGUGGACCUCGCCUUCUACGGCCAUGUCCACAACUACGAGCGGACGUGCCCGGUGUUCGAGGGGCAGUGCGCGAGCCCCGAGCGGUCGCGCUACUCCGGCGCGGUGGCCGGCACCAUCCACGCCGUCGUCGGCGGCGGGGGCAGCCACCUGAGCAACUUCACCGCCGAGACGCCGCCGUGGAGCGUGUACAGGGAGAUGGACUACGGCUUCGUCAAGCUCACGGCGUUCAACUACACGUCGCUGCUCUACGAGUACAGGCGCUCCAGCGACGGCAAGGUGUACGACAGCUUCACCGUCCACCGGGAGUACCGCGACGUGCUCGCCUGCGUCGCCGGCAGCUGCCCGCCGGUCAUCCCGCCGCCGACAUGAGCGCUCCUCCGAGCAUCCUGCCGGGAAGGCGGCAUUGCUGCUUGCUGGUCUCGUGCGUGUAAUAUUGACUUGUCAAUUAUCUGUAAAUCGAAUUACGAAAUAUUUCGAGCUUUAUAAUCAAAUAAAAAAAUAUUUCAUAUAUUUGC